AUAUGAAAUGUAUGCCAAAGUUUCACUGACGCUGCAUGCGUGAAUAGCCUACUUGAAUUGUGAAAUGUGUAACCUAACGCCGCAACUAUGAUUCUCGUUUGAAGGGUCUGGCUUACCAUUUCCUGGUAGCCUAGUUCUUAGGUCAGCGCUGAUAUUUUGUUUUAGCUUGAAAUCAUGCAGGCUAGGCGGAAACCUGUUUGUGGCAUGUUACGGGUGUAUCAUCCUUUAAAUAAAGUCAGAUAACUUCUGGAAGAAUUGAUCCAGCCGAGUGCGCUCGCCGAAAUGCCGCGUCGACACGCUUUGAUCGCGUGCGCUCGUUUUACAGAAUAGAAUUGUCAGACUGAAAGCCGGUUUUAGACACGUUGGCUACUCAUGCCAGUCUAAAAGGACAGUCGUCCAGGAGUCGAGUGACAGACACACCGACGCUCGUCGAGAUUGGUUGAGCUUCCUGCUGCGCUCACGGCAGAAGGCUAUACGUGGUCGGCGCCACAUAAGCAGGUCGGGUGGAAAGCGCACCAACAAAAGGCAGGGGUUUUGCUCCAAGCCCAAAGUUCAGUGUGUCAGACCAGUCUGUGAUGAGCAGUAGACUCCAACAGCAAAACUGUCGUGUAUGCGGUGGUGAUCUGCAGGGUAACCAAAGACGAUGGCUGUACGGCGGUCAAAAACACCAGAGAGGAAGCUCGUCUUCUCACGCAACGCCAGAUGCCUCCACCAGGGGGAGUCGGCCUGGAUCCGCACUCAGCAGCCCUUGGGGCAGCACUUUGUCUCUGGGCUCCUUGAGCUCUUCUCAAAUGUUGCCUUCCCCGGCGGCCAAGGCCACGGACCUCCUGUCCAUCCUCACGCACAUCACCGGCCAGCCCGUGUCGAGAGGCAGCGGACAGAGGGAGUUCCUGUGUGGCAAAUGUGCCUCCUUGCUCGAGCGCGUCUUCAAGUUUGACACUGUCAUCAAUCGAGUCAAACUGCUGUCGUCCGAGCGUCUCCAAAAACUCAAGCAAGAAAGGGACAAGAUCAGGCAGUGGGUCCGCAACGCUUACCAGCAUACACAGCCCAAACACAGUGAUGACCCUCAGGGGAAGGAGACUUGUGGUGGAGUUGAUGGGAAGGAGGACUACAGGUCCUUGCUCAGAGAUAACCUGGCCUUAUCAGAGUACGAGUGUUGGUCAGAGAAGUCGGACAGCUGUUGUCCUUACUUUCAGCGAACCGGUAAACAGUGCAAGAGGGGGAAGAACUGCCAGGUCUGCCAUUCUCUCAGAGUGUCCGACUCCGACUACGAGUCCGUCUGUGGCAUUCCUCGUAACCUCCCCUUUCAGCCCUUCUCCCCACUGGCUCUCUCUCGAGACAAGUCUCAGAGCAUGCCACUGCACUGGUCUAGAGAGCCAUCGGUCAGCUGUAGUCCCACGUCAGGGUCGUGCCUGUCCCUGCGCUACCAGUCUGUGCAGUCGCUGGACUCUCUUGACGAUGGGAGUGAUGAUCUGUCGGACUGGCGAGAAACUCCGACUUCCAACAAUGUACACAUGGAUGCAAUUCUUCGAGAGCUGAAGUGUAUCCCAUGGAAACCGAUUAACUCUCCAGUGGGGAGCCGCAUCCCCGUCCUGGGGAGAGGCAGCGAGGGCACAGCAGGGGAGCCAUCAUCGGGACUCGGCGCCGUCGGCGACACGGAGCUGGUGAGGAAGCUGGACUUUGGAGAACAAAGUCAGGGAGAUGCGGAGGGAAGGAGCUGCGAAAGCACACUUGCAUCACUUGAGGAACUACAAGAUGAGUUCCUGCCUUUACACAAGGUCAGACCUCAUCAACUGGGUGCAGUUAUCAAGCAUCUGCAAGAACAGCUGAAUGAAACUCAGGUCCACAUAAAGACGUCUGAUCCACAUUUGCGCAAUCAGUCAAAAUCAUCAGUGAAAACCACAGUGAAAAACAGAACCUCAGGGGUUGACGUUAGUGAUGAAAAUGCCUCCAUACAGAAACUAAGCCAUAUGUUACACACAAGUGUGAAUCUUAUUCAGGAAUGCGUUGGCUUAAAAGAUUCACAUGGAGAGAGUGGACCUGAAAUUGAGAAUGCAGCUUCAUUAACCACUAAUAUCAGCGAAGCUGUUGAGAACAUUCAGGAAGUGAUUAAAUCCUUGUCUGACCUUACGGAGAGAGAACAGGAUAUGGAACGAGAAAUCACCGUUCUCAAGCGGGAGAAGAGAGAGAGGGAGGCGGACCUUGCUGUGUUAACUGCCAUACUACAGAGCAACCAAGACAUCAUCAAUGACAUGCGUAUGGAGAUGGUCCAGGAGAGGGAUCUUCAGCAGGAGCGCCGCAUGGAGUCUGCCAUGAGCCGUCUGAGAGAUCAGAUCGUUUGGGCCGGGCUGCAACACAAGGAGGCGCUGGGCCUGUGCCACAAGGACGCCACCAAGGAUUCAACUUCACAUAGAAGCCUCUCAAAUGACACAAGGAAGGGGAAGGAAGAGAAGAUCGAGGGCAACAUAAAAGAAUGAGCUGUUUAUCAAUGGGAGGAGUGGUAAAGAGGAGUAUAACCUGGGCUCUGAAGAGCAGAUGUCUCCCAAAGAGGGGUAGGCCUAAACAAAUUAUAUCUAAAGCUGCUUUCAGGCAAAUCAAAAUGUUGCCAAGUCUGGUUCCCAUGCCAACAUACUUAGCUGUGAAUUGCACUAGCCAAUUUGGCUUGUAGAUGUUAAAUCUUACUGAAACUUUGAAUGCUUCUGCGGUCCCUUCAAAGUGUUGUCCUCCUUUGUGACAUGCAUCUUUUAUAAAGUAUUAUCACACAAAAAAUUGUAAAAAUCUGUCCACGUGUUCAAAAGGUAUGGCACAAAUAAAGCAUCUUUGACAUCUUUGAAUGUGUGCACAUACCGCUGGACAACAAGAGAACGGUAUGCCGCCUGCACCUUCGUACAGAGGCAUUAUAAAAUGAGAACGGGUAGAACUUAACGCCAAAACAUCAAUUCUGAUAACUCUGCAGUGCCUAUUGAAAGUGUUGACCUCCAAAACGUUUCUAGAAGAUAUUUUUUGGGCUUUUUGCGCCUUUAUUUGGACAGGAACAUGAGAGAUUGGGACAGGGAGAGAGAGGGGAAGGAUCAUGAAAUUACCUCAGCUCGGACUCAAACCCAGACAGUUUCCCGGAUACAGUGGUAACAGUGGUAUGGUACCAUAGCCCACUGAGUCACUCAACCCCCCCAUCCCCCUCGCCUUCCAAAAGUUAAUAAGGUCAUGUAGCUUGUAUGGUACAGAGUAGGUAAUAUAACAAGUUAUUGUGAAAAAAAAUCUGUUGGGCACACUCAGGCACGUACUGUAUAUUUGUAUGAUUGUAGAAAAGAACACCCUCAGGUGGAGGCAUAAGGAUGUAUGGAAUGCAACCAUUUGAACCUGUCCCAGGUCACAGUUGCACUAUGUGAUUCAUAUGUAAUGCACAUUUUGCCCCCUUAAUGAUAUCAGUUUUUCUUUUGUUGAGUUUUUAAGCAGCAACUAUAGGCCCCACAGUAUGGAAAGAGAAGAGAGCAUUUUCAUGCUUACAAUGGUAUGGGAAAUAGGAGUGGGUCUGGACUGUGCAGAGUCCCCUCAUUUGCAGUGGUCCAUGUACCCAGAUGGCAAUGAGAUGGUGCCAUGUGCCCGUUACGUAAAAUGGGGUAAGAGGUUGUGUACCCAGAUAAGAGUAAGGUUUAAGAGGGUACAGUAUGUCACCGAUGCCAGCUAGCAGAGCUUGGCAUAGAAAGCUCCCAAGCUUUCUUCCGAAGCCUCAUACAGACAGUAUGCUACUGACUUCGAAAGAAGCCUGGCUUUUGACUCACUUGGUUGCGCGGCUGCCACCCAUACACCAGACCUUGCUUUGAGGUCCACAAGUUUGAGACUGGGUCUGGACAGCACAGGAUAUGCAUUUUAAUUAGGGGUGGGCAUAGAUUAAUUUUUUUAAUCUAGAUUAAUCUCACUGUAAUUUUGAAAUUAAUCUAGAUUAAUCUAGAUUAAUCUAUAUCAAAAUGGCUCAUUCAGAAAUGGCGCGCUAGCGAAAUAAUGCCGGAAAAAAACCUUUUUUUCUCCAAAAUGCAUCUUAUCUUCAAAAAAUGGUCAUGUUGAUACUUGGUGAUGAAAAAAAACGCACUGCAAUAUGUGCAAAGUGUGUCCAAUAGGAAGCAUUUACAGUUAUAAGAUACUGAAAUUUCAAAAUGAACGGCGCUAUAACUUGUAGAGGCAAAUACAGAUAAAUCUAUCAAACAAUUAGGCUAUUUAAACAAAAUGACCUCAACAAUUCAGCAUUUCUAAUAGAGAGAGAGAGAGAGAGAGAGAGAGAGAGAGAGAGAGAGAGAGAGAGAGAGAGAGAGAGAGAGAGAGAGAGAAUCUGCCACUGACUGUUAAAAAGAGCAGCGGCUCCUUUAAGAGAGGGAGGAGCUCUGCGCACAGUAAGCUCAGCAGCCCUCAGCAGAGGCAGGCUACUGGAUAUGUAGAACCAACAGCACUGGCCCACGGCAAUUUGGCCUAAACCUGACAGUUGUUCUCAGAGUUAGAAUGCCAGAGGAGUUACAACUCGAAAUUCGAAACUCGAAAUUCAGUUUGCAAAAAAAAAAAAUCAAGCGCGACAACCGCGAGGUUUAUUACCGUCUGACAUGAGAAUAUCUCACUGAGUCGCAAAUGCGCGAAUGCAACACAAACAUUCAGCGAGAGUAUAUUGGCAGUUUCAGUUUGACAAUCUUCAAAAUGCAUAUCGCACGGAAUAUUUUGCAAUUAUGGCACAGGCAAGAUUUCUGGAAGUUGUUUAUGUGUUCCAUGCAAUGCGAGAGGAAAUGUAGGCUAUGUCGGGCUGGUAGCUAUG
Engraulis encrasicolus (European anchovy) is the source of this 4798-nucleotide messenger RNA. RefSeq lists its product as uncharacterized. The record is from RefSeq and is a predicted model, not a curated record. Lineage: Eukaryota; Metazoa; Chordata; Actinopteri; Clupeiformes; Engraulidae. Gene Ontology annotation, cellular component: centrosome; Golgi apparatus. Gene Ontology annotation, molecular function: molecular adaptor activity; metal ion binding. Gene Ontology annotation, biological process: regulation of Golgi organization; positive regulation of microtubule nucleation; centrosome cycle. The transcript has 9 exons. The coding region runs from base 576 to 2477 and encodes 633 amino acids.